Messenger RNA from Propithecus coquereli (Coquerel's sifaka), 567 nucleotides. RefSeq names its product speriolin-like protein. The transcript is spliced from 3 exons. Lineage: Eukaryota; Metazoa; Chordata; Mammalia; Primates; Indriidae. The annotation marks the transcript as partial. The record is from RefSeq and is a predicted model, not a curated record.
GCGCGGCUCUUUGUGGAUGACUCGGUGGCGUCGGAGGCCGUGGUGGGGAUCUGCGUCUCCCCGGCAGAGGUCCAGAGCUUCGCAGGCACCGAGAAGGACGGGCGCAUCGUCGGGGAGAUCGCCUUCCAGCUGGACCGGCGUAUCCUGGCCUACGUCUUCCCUGGCGUGACGCGGCUCUACGGCUUCACCGUGUCCAACAUCCCAGAGAAGAUCAAGCAGACCUCCAUCAAGUCCCUGGACGGCUCCGUGGACGAGAAGAAGCUGCGCGAGCUGACCCACCGCUACCUGACGCUCACCGCGCGGCUGGAGAAGCUGGGCUACAGUCGCGACGUGCACCCCGUGUUCAGCGAGUUCCUCAUCAACACCUACGGCAUCCUGAAGCAGCGGCCCGACCUGCGCGCCAACCCCCUGCACAGCAGCCCGGCCGCGCUGCGCAAGCUGGUCAUCGACAUCGUGCCCCCCAAGUUCCUGGGCGACUCGCUGCUGCUGCUCAAUUGCCUGUGCGAGCUCUCCAAGGAGGACAGCAAGCCGCUCUUCGCCUGGUGAGCCCGCCACGCCCGCCGCCUU